Aspergillus sclerotioniger CBS 115572 is the source of this 3061-nucleotide messenger RNA. RefSeq names its product AP-2 complex subunit alpha. Gene Ontology annotation, cellular component: AP-2 adaptor complex; membrane coat. NCBI's taxonomy places the organism in Eukaryota, Fungi, Ascomycota, Eurotiomycetes, Eurotiales, Aspergillaceae. Gene Ontology annotation, biological process: intracellular protein transport; clathrin-dependent endocytosis. Gene Ontology annotation, molecular function: clathrin-cargo adaptor activity. The record is from RefSeq and is a predicted model, not a curated record. The transcript is spliced from 4 exons. Bases 93 to 2906 code for a protein of 937 amino acids.
AGCUUCCGAUCUGAUUUUCCUGAGCGGCACAUAAAUUUACAUCGGAUAAUUGGAUUUCAAUCAUUCCAACUCCAUAUGCUAUAUCGAUCAACAUGUCGUCCAUGCGAGGCUUAGUCCAGUUUAUUGCCGACUUGCGAAACGCAAGAGCGCGCGAGCUCGAAGAGAAGCGGGUGAACAAGGAAUUGGCCAACAUUCGGCAGAAAUUCAAGGGGGGCAAUCUGAACGGGUACCAGAAGAAGAAAUACGUCUGCAAGCUGCUCUACGUGUAUAUUCAAGGAUAUGAUGUCGAUUUCGGGCACCUGGAGGCCGUCAACCUGAUCUCCUCCAACAAAUACUCCGAAAAGCAAAUCGGAUACCUGGCGGUGACUCUCUUCCUACACGAGCAGCAUGAAUUGCUUCAUCUGGUCGUCAACAGCAUACGGAAGGAUUUGUUAGACCACAAAGAACUGAACAAUUGUUUGGCGUUGCACGCGGUUGCUAAUGUCGGCGGGAGAGAGAUGGGCGAGGCGCUCUCUACUGAUGUCCAUCGGCUGCUGAUUUCUCCGACCUCCAAGGCCUUUGUUAAGAAGAAGGCCGCUCUGACACUCCUUCGAUUGUAUCGCAAAUUCCCCGACAUUGUACAGAAUGCAUGGGCAGAACGGAUAAUCUCUUUGAUGGAUGAUCCCGAUAUGGGUGUCACGCUAUCGGUCACAUCACUUAUUAUGGCAUUGGCCCAAGACAAGCCCGAGGAGUACCGAGGGUGCUAUGUGAAGGCUGCACAUCGUCUGAAAAGGAUCGUGGUUGAUAAUGACAUCGCGCCGGACUACCUCUACUACCGCGUGCCCUGCCCUUGGAUUCAAGUCAAAUUGUUGCGGUUGCUGCAAUACUAUCCUCCCUCAGAGGACAGCCAUGUUCGCGAGAUUAUCCGCGAGUCUCUGCAGCAAAUUAUGCAUUUGGCCAUGGAUACACCUAAGAAUGUCCAGCAGAAUAACGCCCAGAAUGCAGUGCUCUUCGAGGCGAUCAAUCUCCUAAUCCACCUAGAUACUGAGCACAGCUUGAUGCUGCAGAUAUCCUCUCGUCUAGGGAAGUACAUUCAGUCGCGGGAAACGAAUGUCCGUUACUUGGGUCUGGAAGCAAUGACACAUUUCGCGGCCCGAGCCGAAACCCUUGAUCCCAUCAAGAAGCAUCAGAAUAUCAUUCUCGGGUCCCUCCGAGACCGUGAUAUCAGUGUUCGUCGUAAAGGGUUGGACCUGGUCUACAGUAUGUGUGACACAACAAACGCUGGUCCAAUUGUGAAUGAGCUGCUCCGCUACCUUCAGACGGCCGAUUAUGCAAUCCGAGAGGAGAUGGUGCUGAAAGUGGCUAUUCUCACGGAAAAAUAUGCUACUGAUGCCCAGUGGUAUAUUGAUAUGACCCUCAAGCUCCUGUCACUGGCCGGAGAUCAUGUCAACGACGAAGUAUGGCAGCGGGUGAUCCAAAUUGUGACCAAUAACGAGGAACUGCAGGCUUACGCAGCACACAAUCUUCUUGGAUACAUGAAGACUGAUUGCCACGAGAGUCUGGUGAAGAUUGGAUGCUAUGUUCUAGGCGAAUUCGGACAUCUAAUCGCCGACAAUCAAGGCUCCAGCCCCAUCGAGCAGUUCCUGGCCCUGCAGGCGAAGAUGAUCACCAGCACCGACACUACGCGGGCAAUGAUCCUAUCUUCCUUUGUCAAAUUCGUCAACCUCUUCCCCGAAAUCAAACCCCAACUAUUGCAUAUAUUCCGUUUGUAUAGCCAUUCCCCCGAUUCGGAACUGCAGCAGCGUGCUUUUGAAUACCUGUCGCUGGCGACCCUUCCCACCGACGAUCUCCUCCGAACAGUCUGUGACGAGAUGCCCCCCUUCUCGGAGAGGGCGUCGAUUCUAUUGUCUCGGCUGCACCAAAAAACAGCCGGCGCGACAGAGAAGAAGACAUGGGUUGUGGGCGGCAAGGAUGCGAACACCGAUCAACAAGAGAUGCUCAUGGCGCAGAACACUGGGCUGAAACGCAGCUUCACCACAAUUGUGAAUGGUAAUAAGACCGGGGUGAAUGGAACGGCAACAACGCCAGGUGCAUCGGGCGACCUAGCAGGACUGGAUCUCAGCGCCCCCGCAGCUCCGCCGCCAAACAUGGCCAGCGCGGCUCAUCUCACCCCCGAUUGGGAUCUCGGGUACAAUCGACUGUACUUUGGCGACGAAGGAGUGCUGUUUGAGGAUGCGCAAAUCCAAGUUGGACUGCGUUCGGAGUACCGUGCGCAUAUGGGGGUUGUCAAGGUUUAUAUUUCCAACAAGUCCUCGUACCCGAUUGGAUCCCUCACGACGACGUUGGAUAAUCCGGCGGCGCCAAACCUGAAGAUCGACACGAAGAGUCUCCCCGAGCCGUCGGUACCUGCAGUUGGGCAGACACAACAGACGUUCUUGAUCGAAGCGCAGGGGCCGUUCACAGGGGCACCGACGAUCCGCAUCUCGUAUCUGGCGGGAGCGCUGCAGGCGUAUACGUUACAGCUUCCCAUCCUCAUGCACCGGUACAUGGAACCGUCGGCGCUGUCAGCUGAAGAUUUCUUCAAGCGAUGGCGGCAGAUUGGUGGCGGACCACUGGAGACACAAAAUACUUUCGGCGUCACCGCGCGACACAAGGAAAUCGGCGAGCCAUUCACGCGGCGAGUGGUGGAAGGACUUGGGUGGAAGAUCUUGGACAACGUGGACCCGAACCCGAAGAACAUCGUGGGAUGCGCGGUGUAUCAGUUUGCUGGAGGUAAGACGGGCUGUCUCCUGCGGCUGGAGCCCAACUAUGAGCGAUCGAUGUUCCGAGCCACGAUCCGAGCGACGCAGGAAUCGGUGCCGGUGGCGCUGGCAAAACAGAUGGAGCAGAAACUGUCGCAAGGCGAGCGAUGGGACACCGGACGAUGAUGCCCGGAGUCGUUCACUUGUAAUCCCGUGUUUUCCAUUCUUCUUACUCCAUUACCUGCUUGUCGACGGGGGUGUAUUUGUUAUUGAUAUCAACCACGUAUAUACCUGGGACAAGCGGAAAGCUGUUCUUUGUUUUUCUUAAUGUACAGGCAGCG